GGUGACUAAUCUCGAUUAUUUUAUCUCGUUGUGUGUCGCUGCGAUAUCAUGUUCAGAGUUCAGAUUCUUCAGAAGACUAUUACGAGAUCUCAAGCGAGAUGUCACACGACUUCGACCACUUUUUCGACAACUUCAAGAGCCGAGCGAUGAGCACAGGCACGCUCCUGCUGGCGCUAGCGCUUCUGGCGCUGCUGGUGGCGCUGGUGGCCUGCUGCUGCCGCCGGCGUAAGGCGCAGGGGCAGGUGCUGACACCCCCGCCGCCCGCGCCGCCGGGGCCCCUGCAAGCCGUGCAGGCGCCCUACCCACAGCAGCAAUACGCGCCUGCACCUUACCCUGUUGCUACAUCGUAUCCGACACAAUCGGCCGCACCGUAUCCGGUGGCCGCACCGUAUCCGGCGGCCGCACCGUAUCCGGCGGGCGCGCCGUAUCCAGCGGCGGCGCCGUAUCCGGCGACCGCGGGCCCCAUGCCCGUGCCGGGCGGCGGCUACCCGGCGCCGUUCCCGGCCCCGUAUCCCAGCGCGACUCCGUACCCGGCCGCCCCGUUCCCGCAGCCGCACGCCGACGCGCACCACCCGACCGCACCUAGCGCGCCAGAGGCUCAUGCAUUCUUUGGCGUGCCGCCGCCAGGCUGGAUGCCGCCAGCGUUGCCGCCGUCGUACGAGCAGGCGACGGGAACCAAGAACCCUCCGUACCCCAUGCACUAAACGGCGACGCCACGCUCACUACCGGCCUGUGUGUGUCGUCGCACCGCACCGGCGCCGCACGAAAUACGUCCUCCCGUUUCAAGGCUCUCCUAACUCUCCUUACAGGGAUUUUCUCUAGAAAUUACUUAGUUUUGUAUCGUUUAUUUUUAUUGUAAUCCCGCUGAUUGAGUUGAAGUGUACCUGAAUAGGGGCGUAGCUAGAAAAUGUUUGAUUUUAGAAGUAUAGCACGCGCAUACAGUGUGUUUCCAGAAAGCGU
This is a messenger RNA of Cydia amplana, 960 nucleotides long. RefSeq names its product nematocyst expressed protein 4-like. The record is from RefSeq and is a predicted model, not a curated record. Lineage: Eukaryota; Metazoa; Arthropoda; Insecta; Lepidoptera; Tortricidae. The coding region runs from base 99 to 704 and encodes 201 amino acids. The transcript is spliced from 6 exons.